UGCGGCGGGCCGCUGCCGGCAGACGGGCACAGUUCAUCAGCACAUCCACCACCGCCGCCGCCGCUGCUGACAUGAAGGUCCUGGUGCUAGUGUGCGCUCUGGUGUGCUACGCCGCGGCCAGACCCGGCUACCUAGGCUUGGGGCUGCCCUACGGCCUUUCCUACGGCGUCCCCGGCGCCGUGUCCGCCGCGGGGCUACCUGCCGACACGCCGGAGGUGGCGGCUGCCAAAUCGCGCAUCCUGGCCAUCCAGGCUGCCGAGGCGGCGCGCAACGCCCAGGGAGUCCCCGUAGUUCCGGCGCCCGCCGCUGCACCCGGCGCCGGUCUCGCAGCCUACGGGCCGGCCAACAUCGUCAUUGGACCUGGUGGCGUUCCCCUGGACACCCCUGAGGUAAGACAAUCGCUCCCGACUCCAGUUAAGCAGAAACCAAAACGAACACAGAUGUGACGUUCAUUUUCCUUU
Molecule: messenger RNA, 461 nt
Organism: Schistocerca piceifrons (Central American locust)
Lineage: Eukaryota; Metazoa; Arthropoda; Insecta; Orthoptera; Acrididae
Product: cuticle protein 18.7-like
Exons: 2
Coding region: 72-446 (124 amino acids)
Source: RefSeq, a predicted model, not a curated record